UUGAAUGGCACAGUGAAAGUGUCGUUCGCCACUAAUUUUCGCUUUAAUUAUUAAUUUCCUUGCAAUAUGGUCCCGAAUUCGCUCGUAAUUAAGUAAACCAGUCACGACGCCAUGCAAAGCAACAAUCAAAUCCAGAGAAAUUCAACAAAUUAGUCGUCAAAAUGAGUAGAAUCAACAAAUCAGCAACGCGCUUAUUCGAGGUUUGGUGCGAAGUUGAGCCAGCAACGUCGGGAUCGGCAGCUGCUAAUGUCCUGCGUUGUUUUCCGGACACGUUCCGCGACGACAGAAUACUGCUGGAAUUCGGGGAAUUUGCGUAUCCAUGCGAAUUUGAGAAAACGCAAGUUCAGAUAUAUUCGUUCGUUUUGACGGACACAAAUUCACAAUGGAGAUUCGGAUUUUGUCGUCACGACACGAAAAGUGAUAAGGCGAUGAUAUUGGUGACUCAUCUGCCGUGGCACAACCAAUUCAUCAAGUAUUUGAACGUGUUGAGCGAAGUGCGGCUCAAUAGUUCGCAGGAUUUUCAGCGAUUUUUGUCGGAAACUUACGCCGUCGGGAUUCCCGAGCCCGGAACAAGUGUCAAAAUUUUCUCCAAUCACGAUCGAUACAGCUUCGAAUUCAAGUCGCCAUGGCACAACUAUCUCCCAAGUAUCCCGGAAAAUCACAAUUUAAGCGUUUACUACAACUUUGUGGAGCCCGAAGUGAUGAUCGAGGUCUUUUGCGCGAUGCUCAAUGAACGACGAAUCAUUUUCACGUCGCAACACCUCCACAUUUUGUCUUCCUGCGUUCUCGCUGCCGGCGAUUUGAUUUAUCCCAUGACAUGGCAGCACAUUUACAUUCCCGUUUUGCCGAUCAAGAUGAAGGAAUACGUGAGUGCGCCGAUGCCGUAUCUCAUUGGCGUGGCGAAAACCAUUUUGCAGGCGAUUCGACCGGAGGAGGUGGGCGAUGCUGUUGUGCUCGACUGUGAUAACGGAACAUUUAAGAGUCAAUUUGAUGAUAAGAAGGCGUUGCCAAAGGAGAUAUUGGACUUUUUGCGGAAACAUUUGAAUAAUCCGGGCACGGGAGAUGGUGUGGCACGAACUUUUUUACGAGCCAUUGUCCAACUAAUUGGCGGAUACCGUGACGGUCUCAAAUUCGGCGAAGUCAUCACUUUCGACGACCAACGAUUCCUCGAAGCUCGAUCGCAAAAGCUCCGACCCUUUUUAAACAAAAUUUUAGAUCUUCAAAUCUUUCGGCAGUUCAUCGAUGAGCGACUAAAAUCAAUUAAAGACGGAUUUUCCGAUGAAUUUGAGAAGGAAAUCUGCUUAUAUUCCGAACGCGUCUCGAAACGAAAGUUCAAACUUUUGCAAAAUAUUAAAGAUAAGACUAAUCCAGCACUGAAUUCGGCAGUGCAAUCGGCAAAGGAAAGUGGUCGAAACGUAAAAUUCGUGUACAAGACGGCAAGUAAGGCGGUAAAAUCGAAAAUAAAAAAUGCUCGAAGCAGUACAACGCAGGGAAAUGUGAUGACAACAUCAGGAAUCGAGAUCGGGAUGAGUUGCGAGCCGGAUUUUGUGUCGCGGCGACGUCAUUCACAAGAUUCCAAUAACAAUUCAAGCGGAUCGUCAAGUCCAUCGCACUCGUUUUCGUCAUCAGACAUGAAUAUCCUGCAAGAAAUGGAAGACGAAGGAUAUUUGAACAAGCCCGAGAUUAAUCGUAGUUUAAAGCCAAAAAAGUCACAUUACGUUGGCAAUUCGCUGUCGCCCACGCCGCCGAUGCGUCGUCAAACCAAAAAUAAUCCCGUAGUUCCUCCGCGUGUCGCAAAAACACCGAACAACAACAAUAAUUCUCAUCCAAAUGGGAAUUUGAACUUGCUUGAACACUCAAGUACGGCUCCUGUGAUUUCUCAGGGGGCGGGCAUCACGUUGCCAUCGGUGGCGUAUGAUCCGUUUCAGGCCCCCAUCGUUCCGCCGCGACGAAUUCAGUCGCAAACGAAAUUUCAAGGGGAAAUUUUCAAUAGCAGUUACGAGCAGUGGGCGAUCAAGCUGAAAACCGACCAGAAGGAUGGAGAUCUCAAAGGGAAAAAAACGGAAGAGGAAAAGAUCCCCAUUAAAGCGCCAUCCGUAGAUGACCUCAUCAAGCUCGACGACAGCCUAACGCUCGACGAUUUUGAUCCCCUGAAUGCCAAACUUUCGUUACCAGCACAACCUUCAGCCUCUUCGUCAAAUAAUAGCAUCACAAGCAGCAACGUCAUCGGUUUCUCAAAUCCGGUUUAUACGUUUCAUGAACCCACAAAGAAUUUAUUGGUACCGCAGUGCAAUAAUACGUCGUCGUCCUCGUUCGCCAAUAGCGUGCCGGCGAAAAAUAACUCCGUGGAGUUGUUGCGAGAUUACGGAAUUCUCGACCAGUAUACGAGUCUCGUGAAUGGCCAGGCGUCGACAUCGACGUCAAAUGGCACAGCCAUCGACAAGAAAACGCAACAAAACAAUUGGAUGACCUUCGAUUGAUAUUUACAAGAAGAGACUGUUUUUACGAGUUAGAGAAAAAAAUCCUUUUUCGAUUGAAUUUGUCAUAAAAUUAAACAAAAAAUUAACAAUUAGGUCGAUAUUUUAGGUGAAAAUGUUUUGGGUUUCAUGAAUUUUUUAAUAGUUUGAUGUCAAAUUAAACUAAAAAUUAAGAUUUUCUACAGAAAUAAUUAUUUUUAGUUCAUUCCAAAAAUUAAUUUUUUUAGAGAGUUCAUUUCGAGGUCUUAGGGUUCAUUUUAAGAUCUAAAUUGUUCAUUUUGAGGUCUUUAGGGUUCAUUUCAGGAUCUAAAUUGUUCAUUUUGAGGUCUUAAAGUUCAUUUCAAGAUCUAAAUUGUUCAUUUUGAGGUCUUUAAAGUUCAUUUCAGGAUCUAAAUUGUUCAUUUUGAGGUCUUUAAAGUUCAUUUCAAGAUCUAAAUUGUUCAUUUUGAGGUCUUGAAGUUCAUUUUAAGAUCUAAAUUGUUCAUUUUGAGGUCUAUGAAGUUCAUUUUAAGAUCUAAAUUGUUCAUUUGAGGUCUUUAGGGUUCAUUUCAGGAUCUAAAUUGUUCAUUUUGAGGUCUUUAAAAUUCGUUUUAAGAUCUAAUUUGUUCAUUUCAAGGUCUAUGAAGUUCAUUUUAAGAUCUAAAUUGUUCAUUUUGAGGAUUUAAAGUUCAUUUUAAGAUCUAAAUUGUUCAUUUUGAGGUCUUAGGGUUCAUUUCAGGAUCUAAAUUGUUCAUUUCAGGAUCUAAAUUGUUCAUUUCGAGGUCUAUGAAGUUCAUUUUAAGAUCUAAAUUGUUCAUUUUGAGGUCUUAGGGUUCAUUUCAGGAUCUAAAUUGUUCAUUUUGAGGUCUUAGGGUUCAUUUCAGGAUCUAAAUUGUUCAUUUUGAGGUCUUUGAAGUUCAUUUCAGGAUCUAAAUUGUUCAUUUUGAGGUCUUUAAAGUUCAUUUCAGGAUCUAAAUUGUUCAUUUUGAGGUCUUAGGGUUCAUUUCAGGAUCUAAAUUGUUCAUUUUGAGGUCUCUGAAGUUCAUUUUAAGAUCUAAAUUGUUCAUUUUGAGGUCUUAGGGUUCAUUUCAGGAUCUAAAUUGUUCAUUUUUUAGAAAUAAAAAUUUAAUUUAACUUUUUUGGUCUAAAAAUUAUCGAAAAUAUUCAAAAAUUUAAUUUUCGAAGAAAUCCAAAACAUUUUCAACUCUUUUUAUCGAGAAUUAAUAAAUACUAGAAAUGCACAAAAUUUAUAU
Culicoides brevitarsis is the source of this 3709-nucleotide messenger RNA. RefSeq names its product DENN domain-containing protein 1A. The record is from RefSeq and is a predicted model, not a curated record. Gene Ontology annotation, molecular function: guanyl-nucleotide exchange factor activity; phosphatidylinositol phosphate binding. NCBI's taxonomy places the organism in Eukaryota, Metazoa, Arthropoda, Insecta, Diptera, Ceratopogonidae. The transcript has 8 exons. Gene Ontology annotation, biological process: endocytic recycling; endocytosis. Gene Ontology annotation, cellular component: cytosol; intracellular membrane-bounded organelle. The coding region runs from base 162 to 2480 and encodes 772 amino acids.